Sinocyclocheilus grahami is the source of this 2205-nucleotide messenger RNA. Its product is annotated as forkhead box protein K2-like. NCBI's taxonomy places the organism in Eukaryota, Metazoa, Chordata, Actinopteri, Cypriniformes, Cyprinidae. The transcript is spliced from 4 exons. Gene Ontology annotation, biological process: regulation of transcription by RNA polymerase II. Gene Ontology annotation, molecular function: RNA polymerase II cis-regulatory region sequence-specific DNA binding; DNA-binding transcription factor activity, RNA polymerase II-specific. The record is from RefSeq and is a predicted model, not a curated record. The annotation marks the transcript as partial.
GUGCACGUUUCGGUUCCCCAGUACGAACAUCAAGAUCACAUUCACUGCGCUGGCGAGCGUCAAGCGUGAGAAGCAGGAGCCGGAGUCUCCGGUGAAAGCGGUUCAGCCACAUAUCUCCCCUUUAACCAUCAACAUCCCCGAUAACAUCGCUCACCUCAUGAGCCCCCUGCCCUCGCCCACCGGCACCAUCAGCGCUGCUAACUCGUGUCCAUCCAGUCCACGCGGUGCGGGAUCGUCCGGCUACAGACUGGGCAGGAUGGUGCCUGACCUGCAGCUCAUGAAUGAUAACUCCCAGUCUGAGAACGACAAGGAGGCGUCGGAAGGAGACAGUCCAAAGGACGACUCCAAACCCCCGUACUCGUACGCUCAGCUGAUCGUUCAGGCGAUCACGAUGGCGCAGGACAAGCAGCUAACACUAAACGGCAUCUACACACACAUCACCAAGAACUACCCGUACUACAGGACGGCAGACAAGGGCUGGCAGGUCAGUAGCACACCGUCAAAUCAGCUGAAGACGAUGCUGUGUGAACUGAGCAGACACUCAGAAAGAGUCAGUCAUCAAUCUAGAAUCGUAAUGUUAAAGGUCUCUUUCCGUUUGUCUCCAGUGUCGAGUCCGUUACACAUGUUGGCUGCUCACGCCUCGGCGUCCGCCUCGCUCCCCACGAAGCGGCAGAACGGAGAAAACGGCAGCGGGCCGCCGGAGAGCAAACGAUUGAAAACCGAGGACGAAGAGCACGCAGUCACCACCGGUCCAGUGUCGAGUCCGUUACACAUGUUGGCUGCUCACGCCUCGGCAUCCGCCUCGCUCCCCACGAAGCGGCAGAACGGAGAAAACGGCAGCGGGCCGCCGGAGAGCAAACGAUUGAAAACCGAGGACGAAGAGCACGCAGUCACCACCGGCCCGAACGGAACCGCUGCGGACACAAGCUCCACCAACCAGCACAACUAGUCAGCCACUGUCAACCACCUCUUUCCCUCCCUCCUCUAGUUUUCUCUUUUCCUUUUUCUCGUUCUCAUCACUGUUUCUCUUCCAUCCAGCAGCUCACGGUGCCAAAACUCAAGGCUUGGACAAUAACUCUUUGAACCGAAGCAAAAACGUCAAAGAAGAACCAAAUGCAUAAAAUGCUAUCCGUUACUGUCUUUUUCCGCAGCAACCCUUCUGCCUGCUUUCCGUUUUAUCACUCGAACGCCUGAUUGAACAAAAACUCGCACCUCGAAACUCAAGAGCAACUGCCAUCUGGUCCAUAACUGGCCAUUUUAUUACAGACUUCAACAGAUGUUGGAGGCAAUCGAUCGGCUCGGAUUCCGUUCUUUGGGAGUCAUGGUGAUUUUUAGCCAAAACUGGAGGGAAAAAUGCACGCUAUCCCGGAGGUUUUGCGACGUGCGUUGCCCUCCGGAUGUGCAGAUGUUGAUCCCAUCUUGACCUCGAAACCUCGGAAAUUCUAGAACCUCCGGAAUCCGUGUGUUGCUCACAGCACACUGAGAAUUCCAGAACUCCCGCUUGCGGAAUCCGGAUUUUUUUUUUUGCUGCUGACAGCAGAACACAGGCUUCGAUCCAACAUUCCAAAGUUUGGCAGUCCACUACGGAAGGUGAAAAACCAAGAGGAUGUCCUGGAAUGCAAUUACACACCAUGAACCACAAAUAGGUUGUCGUUAUUUUUAAAUAGUGCAUACUAGGGCUAAACGUGGAGCCAAAGGGAUCAAAAUAUUCCGAAACACAUCCUGAACUUUCGGCAGCUAGCCUGACAGCAUCCCCCACAAUCCCCUGCAGCCAUCGUAGUGGAUAAUAUGCAGUAUUUUGUUGUUCAUACGUGGAGCAUAGGAUCUGGGCGUGUUACGUUUUAAAAAGUAAUAAUAACAAUAUAUAUAAGCAGAAGUGGACAUGGGACGUCCGGACUGUGUCAGUUUUCUGUUUUGUGAAACUAAGCGUAGUUUCUUUUCUAAAAUGGAUUAAAAUGUAUCAAUGGAGUAUUUCCUUCCUAUGUUUUUCCUUUUCUGUUUAUUUUUAAAUCUGAGCAAAGCCGGCUUUGUUACACUGACAUAUUUUCAUACAGGUGCUCGAGUGGAUGUGUCAUUUCCAUGUGUAGUCGAACUGUUUUCAUCCAGCUUGCAUGUAACGGACUAGACAAACACAUACCUGAGCUGCCGAUUUAAACAUGUAAUCUAGAAAAAAAAUUAAAUAAAAAAUACCCCACCCCCAAGAUA